GAGUACUACUGAACUAUGAAUGAGAAGAUGGAGAAGUCUCAGGAAGAAUGUCAUAAUCCAAAGAGAACAAAAGAUGUUUCACUCCAGGAAUUGAGAGAUAAGCUUGCUGAAUUUGCCAGUGUUAGGGGAUGGGAUCAAUUCCAUAGCCCCAGGAAUCUACUUUUAGCAUUGGUUGGAGAAGUUGGGGAGCUCUCUGAGAUAUUUCAGUGGAAAGGUGAAGUAGCCAAAGGACUUCCAAAUUGGAGUUCAGAUGACAAAGAGCAUUUAGAGGAAGAGAUCUCAGAUGUUUUACUCUAUCUUGUUCGUCUAGCUGAUGUCUGUGGACUUGAUCUUGGACAAGCUGCUCUAUCCAAGCUUGUUAAGAAUGCUCAGAAAUAUCCUGUUUGA
This is a messenger RNA of Telopea speciosissima, 387 nucleotides long. Its product is annotated as dCTP pyrophosphatase 1-like. Lineage: Eukaryota; Viridiplantae; Streptophyta; Magnoliopsida; Proteales; Proteaceae. The transcript is spliced from 2 exons. The record is from RefSeq and is a predicted model, not a curated record. Gene Ontology annotation, molecular function: nucleoside triphosphate diphosphatase activity. Gene Ontology annotation, biological process: nucleoside triphosphate catabolic process. The coding region runs from base 16 to 387 and encodes 123 amino acids.